CAAAGGCUGGGGUGUCUCUUUGCAGAGAAAAUCUUGGCCGUGAUUGACAGCAGGGUUGUUUUUUGCUGCUUCGCUUGCUGUUGACAAGUAAUAAUGAAGCUUUGUCAGCCCAUCAUGGACAUGGAUAUGCCAGAUUACGUUGACUCCUUGGACUCCUCUUAUACCAUGCUGGAAUUUGACAACCUUCGAAUGCUCCCCAGUAACACCGAGACCAUCACAAACGAAUCAACAAAUACCAACCUGAUCACUAACAGCAUCAGCUCCCUGUGCUCCAUCUGUGGGGACCGGGCUACUGGCAAACAUUAUGGGGCAUCCAGCUGUGAUGGCUGCAAAGGCUUCUUCAGGAGGAGCGUCCGCAAGAACCACGUCUAUUCCUGCAGGUUCAGCAGACAGUGUGUGAUAGACAAAGACAAGAGGAACCAGUGCCGGUAUUGCAGGCUGAAGAAGUGCUUCAGAGCUGGCAUGAAGAAAGAAGCUGUGCAGAAUGAGCGCGACAGGAUCAGCAUUCGCAGAAGCAGCUAUGAGGACAACAGCUCGCUCUCCAUCAACGUCCUCACUCAGGCAGAGGCCAUGGCACAGCAGUAUUCAGCACUGAGUCCGGUGCACAGCACGGACAUUGCCAUGAAGAAAGUGGCUACCAUCAAUGAUGUGUCUGAAUCUAUGAAGCAGCAGCUUCUGGUGCUGGUUGAAUGGGCAAAAUACAUCCCGGCGUUUUGUGAGCUGCCACUGGAUGACCAGGUUGCCUUGCUUAGAGCCCAUGCGGGGGAACACCUUCUCCUCGGGGUAGCCAAGCGGUCCAUACCAUACACUGAUUUUCUGCUAUUAGGGAAUGACUUCAUCAUCCCAAUGCACUGCCCAGAACUAGAAAUUGCUCGUGUGGCCACCAGAAUCUUGGAUGAGUUGGUGAAGCCCUUGCGGGACAUCCAGAUCGAUGACAAUGAGUAUGCUUGUCUCAAAGCCAUCAUCUUCUUUGAUCCAGACUGUAAAGGCCUGAGCGAGCCUGCGAAGGUGAAGAACAUGCGCUUCCAAGUCCAAGUUAACCUAGAAGAUUACAUCAAUGACCGCCAGUACGACUCCCGAGGCCGGUUCAGCGACAUCCUCCUCCUACUGCCCCCGCUGCAGAGCAUCACCUGGCAGAUGAUAGAGCAAGUCCAGUUCAUGAAGCUUUUUGGUGUGGCCAGGAUUGACAGCCUGCUGCAGGAGAUGCUGCUGGGAGGAACCUCCAUUGACCUUCAGUACCAGUCGGGACCUCCCAACCUCAACCUGGAAUCACUGCCAGGACAUGUCCUCCCAGGCAACAUGAGCUCUGUGAUUCACACUGCUCCAGACCAGGCAAAGCACAGCAAUUCCCUGCCUGUACCCGGAUCUGUCAGUCACACACUUUCCCAUCCGUGAGUCAAGCACCAGGUACCAGACUGCAGCAGGAGUCUCACCAUGAGUCUUCCCACCACCAUCGCCCUCAUUUCAUAAGGGAUUUGGGCUAAUGCUGUUGUCAGUAGGACCAAGACUAUAAGCUGUUUGGAGCAGGGCUUCUGAUUGCAUGUGUCAUCAGCUAACUUGGUGUGACCAUGACCUUUUUAAAGCCUUCGGCCGCUACCACUGUAAAACCAAAUGCCUUACAUAGCUCCUGAUAAUUGUUACUGAGUCCAGUCUAUCUUAAAUUGUCAGUAUGAAAACGUCUGUUCCCAUUAAAAAUUUAAUUACACUCCCAUUUCUCCUGCUGCAUGUUAAGCUCUAGGAAGAAUAUGUUAACCCUUAGCAGGCCAAUGGUUUCUUAUGCCAAAUAGAUGUAUCUUUUUCCACAUCUAAUGUUGAUCACUUAUUAUUUGUGAUCAGGAACACCAGCGUUUGUGUUGUCUUCUAUAAUUUCCAAUAUACAUAGAGCCAUUUGAUGUAUCCUCUACUCUGUGUGUGCAUCUAAUGCAGCUCCAGGAUAGGAGCAAGGAUCUCUGCAUCAGCCUGUGGCUGCUGGCUGUGGUAAAACCACAACUGGCCAGAAGCUCAAGAAGCUAUUGACUUACCAAAUCACUGCUUUGUCUCUUGUGCAAACUUUUACUGUAAACAUAUUUGGAAGAAGUGAGAGUAGUACAAAAAUGCAAUGAAAAAAUGCUGAUUUCCCGGUACAUAAAUAUGAUUUUUG
Molecule: messenger RNA, 2140 nt
Organism: Strigops habroptila (Kakapo)
Lineage: Eukaryota; Metazoa; Chordata; Aves; Psittaciformes; Psittacidae
Product: hepatocyte nuclear factor 4-beta-like
Exons: 10
Coding region: 94-1395 (433 amino acids)
Biological process (GO): anatomical structure development; cell differentiation; positive regulation of transcription by RNA polymerase II
Cellular component (GO): nucleus
Molecular function (GO): zinc ion binding; nuclear steroid receptor activity; nuclear receptor activity
Source: RefSeq, a predicted model, not a curated record